Messenger RNA from Arachis duranensis, 3564 nucleotides. RefSeq lists its product as uncharacterized. NCBI's taxonomy places the organism in Eukaryota, Viridiplantae, Streptophyta, Magnoliopsida, Fabales, Fabaceae. The record is from RefSeq and is a predicted model, not a curated record. The transcript is spliced from 19 exons. Bases 583 to 3099 code for a protein of 838 amino acids.
CACUUUCUCACUAUAAUAGUAAUAACCAUUGCCAAUUUAUUAUCACCUUCCUCCUCUUUCUUCCUUCUUCCAUAUUUAGCAUGCAACUCUCUUCUCUCUCUCUCUCUCUCUGGUCAACCCCCAAAUCUUUGGCAACAACAACAAAGAAUCAGAUUGGUAUCCAUUAUUACUAGGGAGGAAAAGUUUGAAAAUUUGAAAGAGGAAAAGGUUGCACUCUAAAAUCUAACUGCCCCAGAGAAUAAUCACAAGAUUUCUUGAUCGUUAGGGACUUAUUAUUAGAGGAUAUCAUAUUUUCCUUGGGAUUCGGUGUUGAAUGAGGAAUGAGGAUCAUUAAUGAUCUAAGGAUACAAAAGAUUGGAUUUUUGGUGAUAAAUUCUAUCUGGGAAUCGCCUUCUCAUUGAAGCCAGUAUCUUGGUAGAAUCAUCAAAUUGAAAUGAAAUGAUCCAUAGGCGUGCUUAUUGUGUUGGCCUUGGAAUUUAUCUCAGCAAUGAAUUUAAAGCUGCAAUAUAAUUUAUUGGUGAAAAGUGGAACUCUAGAGCAUGAUCUGUUUUGUAAAUAUUAUUAUAUAUAGAGAAAGGUUAGAUGGAUACAAAAGAAGAGGCUGAACCUCUUGAAGAUAAGGCCUCAUCCCCAAUUUUGCAGAAGAUAUCUGAGGGGUCAUUCAAAGUUGCAGGUGAAGCAUCAAAGAGUAUGUACUCUGGUGAUGCUGCCGGUGGCAGAGGCGGUGGUGAUGGUAAUGGUAAUGGUAACGGUGGUGGUGGCAGUGGCAGUGGUGGUAUUGGUGGGGUCGGUGUUGGAUCAAGAGUGCCACAAAAGAGGCCUAGUUUAUUACAUAGAAGAGCUCAAACUGAACUUUUUACCCAAGGGAUUCAACGUGUUGACAGCUUUCAGAAGUUGAAGGCUCAUGUUAACAAGGCUUUUCGAUGGGGAAACAGAUUCCGCGAACCAGAUUCCCCAUCAUCAGACUCCCCGUCGCAUUUGAGCCUCGAGGUCAUGGCGAACCAGAAACGGCAGUGGUAUCAGCUUCAUCCCAAAUCUAUGGAUUGUGUAAACUAUAAGGAGCCAACCACGCUUUUUGAACAUUUUGUGAUUGUGGGGCUGCAUCCUGAUACUAACUUGGAUGCUGUGGAGCAUGCAUUUGCUAGAAGGAAACGAUGGCAAAUAGAGAAAGAAAAAUCUGAAUAUGUAGAUUACAAAAUGCCAAAGCCCGACACAACUUUGGAACCACAGAUACUUUUCAAAUAUCCUCUUGGAAAGAAGCUAACAGUACCACGGAAGGAGUUAUGCUCCUUUUGCUUUCCUGAAGGUGUAAAGGCAUCAAUGUUGGAGAGGACUCCAUCUCUAAGUGAAUUAAAUGAACUUGUCUAUGGACAGGAACAUUUAGGCAGAGAUGAUCUAUCAUUUAUCUUUACACUCAAGGCAGCAGACAGUGCAACACUUUAUGGAGUUUGUUUACAUGUGCCUGAAAUUGUUCAGAGGCCCCCUGGUAUCCUAGACAUGUAUUGUCCUCCAUCGCCCCGUCCAUUCAGCAGCCGGUUUCUGGUUUCUGCACCACGCUGUUACUGUUUGCUGACUAAAGUUCCUUUCUUUGAGUUACACUUUGAAAUGUUAUACAGUCUCAUUGCACAGGAGCGUCUGAACCGGAUAACUCAGUUUGUAAAUGAGUUGAAUCUUACUGGAGGCAUUCCCACGUCGAAGCCAGAUGAUCAAGUGAGCUUACAUGUUGAGUGCCCAGAGACAGAAUCAUUUAGUGACUGGAUGUCUUUUGCAAUACCUGUUGAAGGAGCAGCAGUAAUUACUGCUGCUGCUGCUGGGAUUUUAUCAGAUGACGAAGUGAUACAAUUAUCACCAAAAAUAUGGGAAUCUCCGAAAAUAUGGGAAUCUCCGAAAAGAUGGGAUUCUUGCUCUCAAUCUCCUGCAAGUAUGACUGCAAGUGAUGCUUCAGAGUUUUUCCUGGCUAGAGAUAUCGAAAAGGAUGGCAGGAAGAAUAUCCAAGGUCAUGAUAAUUGUGCUGUUGAGACAACAGAAAUUCAUGAUUCUACAGAAAGAACACAGGGGAAUGGUGAAAGUGAUCAACUUUCUCCCAAGUUUGGAACACCUUUUAGUGCUAGGAGUUGUGAAUUAGAGCGGCUUGAAAGUUUGGACUCACUAGCCAGCAGUACAGCUAAAAGUGUGGUUUGGGAAGAUGAUGAUGAUCUUUUUGCAAACAAUGAAAGAGACUAUGGGGAUGGCUUCUUAAUCGAAUUUCCUACGGAGAAGAAGAAUGAUUUGCUACAGAUAGUGCAUCGAUAUCAUUCACAUUGUAUUCCACCUCGAGGAACCGAAUUUAUCUUCCAUCCACUUGAACAUCUACAAGCUAUUCAAUAUAUAAGACAUUCAGUUGAGGUCCUUGGCUUUAGCAAUAGUUUAAAUUCCUCUGAACCUGCUCAGGCCAAGGCAAAGUUGGCUGCUGCCGAGGAAGCCUUUGCAUUAUCAAUUUGGACGACUGCAACUACUUGUCGAGUUCUGUCCCUUGAAUCUAUGCUGUCAUUAUUUACUGGAGUGUUAUUGGAAAAACAGGUGGUAGUAGUGUGCCCCAAUCUGGGUGUUCUAUCUGCCAUAGUGCUAUGUCUUAUUCCAAUGAUUCGUCCAUUUCAAUGGCAGAGUUUAUUUCUACCUGUUUUACCUGGAUCAAUGCUUGAUUUUCUUGAUGCACCUGUUCCAUAUAUUGUUGGCAUACAGCGUAUGCCGGAUGAUUCGCAUAUGAAAACUAAUAACCUUGUUCUUGUUAAUGCAACGAAGAAUCAGGUUAAAAUGUGUCAAUUGCCAAAACUUCCACAGUAUAGAGAACUUUACUCGCAGUUGAGUCCAAUUCAUGCCAAACUUAAAAACGAAAGUUCGCAUGCUAAAAGACAUCCUAUACAUAGGUGCAAUGAAGCUCAGGCUAAAGCUGCAACUCAGUUUUUGAAUGUAGUUUGGCACUAUUUGGAGUCACUGUGUUCAGAUCUAAAAUCUCAUACAAUAACUAGUGUACAAUCGAAUAACGACCGGGUAAGGUUUCUUUACUUCUUAAGGAGACAUUCAUUGAUUCAUUUCCUAAUAGGGACCAGCUAUUCAUGAAGCUAUUUGUAGAUACACAACUGUUCAGUGUUUUAUCAGAUUCUCGUAUAUCAAGUUUUGAGAGAGGUCAGUUAUAGCCACAUUAAUUUAUAUAGGAACACAAAGGUGGAGUGGAACAUAUGCUUCUUAACCCUUACUGGUGAAGGUGAACUAACUUAAGUGCACAUGAAAUUUUGCUAAUCAAAGAAUCCAAUGUAUUUUUUUUUCUUUGGGAAUGACAAAACAUUGAUAUGGGGUGUUCAUGGUUAAUGAGAUUUGUAUUAUGCUCGAUACAAAAGGGAUGCAAUGAAGCCCUGUAUGCCUACACCGCUGAUUAUGCUGACCCUAGAGGAGAGAAUCAGAAUCAAGGUCCCUAUUUUUUUUUUUUUUGUUGAGGGAUAUAUGGAUAUUGUUAAAUCAAGGUUCUCCAGUGCAUGUGUACAGUACUACAGUAUAAGAUAUCAUGCAUAUAAAUAUUAUUUUUAU